Brassica napus (rape) is the source of this 1158-nucleotide messenger RNA. Its product is annotated as protein-L-isoaspartate O-methyltransferase 2. Lineage: Eukaryota; Viridiplantae; Streptophyta; Magnoliopsida; Brassicales; Brassicaceae. Bases 225 to 1019 code for a protein of 264 amino acids. Gene Ontology annotation, biological process: protein modification process. The record is from RefSeq and is a predicted model, not a curated record. Gene Ontology annotation, molecular function: protein-L-isoaspartate (D-aspartate) O-methyltransferase activity. Gene Ontology annotation, cellular component: cytoplasm. The transcript has 4 exons.
UAGAACCCGAAACCAUUUAAAAAAAAAAGGGGAGAACAAUGCGAUCUUGCCCAACAUUAACUGCAUAUGGUCGCCACUAUUGUGCGCCGCCACGUAGACUCGUCUCCUUAACCUUCACCUCUCUCCACCGCCACAAUUCUGCUCAGUUUCUCAAUUUCAGUCUCUUCACCGCCUUUCGUUCUCCCUUCUCCCGCAUGGAGGUUCGCUAAAUCCUUCCUCUCGCCAUGAAUCUCUGCUUCAGUUUUCUCUUACUAAUUUUCUCUUUCGCUGAGAUAUAUUCCUCUGGUUUUUCUGAUUCGAUUUGUUUGGAGACUCCGAAACUUGAUUCAAUUGGGCUAGAGACCGGAACUGGUUUGACCGGUAAUAAAGCAAUGGUGGAAAAUCUGAAGCGGUUUGGUGUGAUAUCAUCGAAGAAAGUAGCUAAAGUGAUGGAGGCUUUAGAUAGAGGUCUCUUUGUACCAGCUGGAUCUUCAGCUUAUGCUGAUACGCCCUUGCCUAUAGGUUACAACGCCACCAUAUCCGCUCCACAUAUGCACGCCAUGUGUUUGCAGCUCUUGGAAGAUAAGCUUCAGCCUGGGAUGCGCGCUUUGGAUGUUGGCUCAGGAACUGGUUACUUGACUGGCUGCUUUGCUCUGAUGGUUGGAGCUGAAGGACGCGUUGUUGGCGUGGAUCAUAUCCCUCAGCUUGUCGAUAUGUCUAUCAAGAACGUUGAAAAGAGUGUUGCUGCUUCUUUGCUUCAGAAAGGAUCUCUCUCCUUACAUGUUGGUGAUGGAAGGAAAGGUUGGGGAGAGUUUGCGCCAUACGAUGCAAUUCACGUAGGAGCAGCGGCAUCAGAGGUCCCUCACGCGCUUUUGGACCAGCUGAAACCUGGUGGAAGAAUGGUGAUUCCAGUAGGAACAUAUUUUCAAGAGCUUAAGGUGAUUGAUAAAAGCGAGGAUGGUUCCAUCAAGGCACGUACUGAAACUUCAGUUAGGUAUGUGCCUCUUACCAGCCGCGUUGAACAGACGGGAGGGUUUUGAAGAAACCAAGCAAGAACACUGCUUCCUACGUCUUAGUGUGCAUAUAGAGGUUGUGUAUGUUCUGUAAUAUAUUUUGAUGGGUAACAAAUAACAAUAUGUUUAUGAACCAACAAAAUAAAUGAGAAUAGUGUUCAAGAAA